Molecule: messenger RNA, 4189 nt
Organism: Strongylocentrotus purpuratus (purple sea urchin)
Lineage: Eukaryota; Metazoa; Echinodermata; Echinoidea; Camarodonta; Strongylocentrotidae
Product: recQ-mediated genome instability protein 1
Exons: 13
Coding region: 21-2363 (780 amino acids)
Biological process (GO): resolution of meiotic recombination intermediates; double-strand break repair via homologous recombination
Cellular component (GO): nuclear body; RecQ family helicase-topoisomerase III complex
Molecular function (GO): nucleotide binding
Source: RefSeq, a predicted model, not a curated record
UCUUUUUGUAGGAUGAUUGAAUGAAGAUGGGUGUUAAGUCUGAUGGUGUGAAGGCUUGGUUGAGAUCUCGUCAUAUAUCUGUGCUAGGUGAGUGGGUGGAAGCGUGCAUGGAAUGGAUUCAAGAAGAACACCAGGGUACAGUGUUGUCUGGCAGCCAGCUAUGUAAGAUGGUGUAUGAGCAGUGGUUAGAUUCGGAGCUGACUGAGAUUGCUACCCCAUGCCUUCCAGCAGGUAUCAAACAGGCAAAGAAGACACAACUCAAAGGCAACUAUGCUCUCCAGGUUAACUGUAUUCAAGACAUCUCAAGUCCAGCGUAUGCCCAACUCACCAAGCUCCAAGGCAGGGAGAAUGAGAAUGAUUCGGUAACAGCAGUACCUGCUACACAAGGAAAGUUUGAGCCACCUUCCAGCCGAAUGCUGAUGCUGUCACUAACCGAUGGUCAAGAGACUAUCCAGGCCAUGGAAUACAGGCCUGUGCCUGGCUUCACCGCUAACCUCAACCCAGGAGCAAAGAUCAUGUUGUCAGGUGAUAUGCAGUGUAGACUCGGUGUGAUUCUAUUGACGCCUACUCAUGUCAAGGUUCUAGGUGGUGAAGUAGAGGCUUUGAAGGAGGCUAACAGCCAAGAGAAGAUGCUGGCUAGAGCAAUUGGAGUGACUCCGCCUGAUAGACCAGCUGGUAGCAACAAUCAGGGUCAGGGUACAACUGCCACUGCCACUGCCACAACUACAACAGGACAAACCACCAACAACACCAACAACAACACCAUCACCACUGCUCCUGCUCAGAAUCAACCUGUCACCACCAAUCAAAGACAGCAGUCAAAUCAACACAAGACACUACCAAGGAGCACCUCUCACAAGGCUCCAGUAAAGCAGGAGCCACGAGUCAACACACCCACUGAACAAAGAUGGAAUCAAGGUCACACAAGGUCAGUCCCAGAUAAGAAGCCAGGUGUUCAUCAUGGAUUAAACCAAUGUCAUUCAAGGUCAAACCAAGACACCAAGUCCACUGGUCAGCAUGGAUGGCAUCAAGGCCCCUCACGGUCAGUACAAGAUACCAAACCAGUUGGUCAUCAAGGGUUCCAAGAUCCAUUCCUCGUUGAUGAUGAUGAUGGCUUGGAUGAACUCAUGCUGGAGGAGCUGGAAAACCUGGAGAAGAAAGAAGCACAGAAAGUAAAGCCUGAGCCAGAGCUGUCUCAUCAAGAUUGGGAUGUGGAAGACAUCGAUGAAGAGGAUCUCUUAGCCAUGGAGUGGGAGAGCAGCAAUAAACAGAUGCAGAAUGGACAAAGACAGAACAAUCCUAGAGAAAAACCAUAUCAGAGACACUCUACUGCUGUCAAAUCAAGUAGCAGUCUUCAAGAAAAUAGAGGAGGAAGCUCCAUCAAACCCUUCUCAAGUGUUAGUCACAGUUUACCUGGCAGCGACAGAACUAAGAUACCCCCAGUCAAGACCCAGCUGCCAAAAGCAUCAAACACAUCUCCUACAUUCGCUUCCAAUGUUGUACCACUCUUCAAGCGAGAGAUGAAACCACCAAGUGCUUCAAGAAUAUCUCAAGGUCCUCAGAGGACAGAACUUUGUGUAGUCCAGCCAAUUAACUCAACAAGAACACAGCCUAUGAAGCAGGGAGAUCAGCAUAGCUUUGGUAGGGCUGAUAGAGGUGUACAGCUGCCUGUGAACACAAAGAUAGCAGUCGCUACACUGAUCAUGAAAGCAGAACCCGUUUCUCAGCAGGGCCGUGGGGAUGUGGUCCAGGGAACCGUAGGCAAGACAGACGUGGGUUCGAUAUCUGAAGGUGCGGAGAGAAGAGAUUUUGUUUCGGCGCAAAGUCUUGUGAAGUCUGAAGAGGGUGAGAAUGCUCCUAAGAGAAUGAGAAUACAUUCUGGACCCAAGUGUACCCGUCCUUUUAUCUAUCUUACCAAGAUGGCUGACCAGCUGAAGAGGAAGGAAGCAUGUCGUUUUGAUAUCAAGGGUUUUAUCAUGACUCUUGUAUCCAGUCUGUCUCAUAACCCAUCCUGGAGUCUAGCUGCUAAGAUCAACGAUGGCACCAUGUCUCUUGAUGUAGAUAUCUCCGACAAGGUUCUGUCUAAGAUGAUUGGUUUCACUGUGGCUGAAAUGAUGGAGAUGAAGGCCAGUAUGAAAAAGAGUGAAAAGGAGAAAGCAAAUGAAAUUAAAGAGUCCAUUAAACAGGGUAUUGGUCGUUGCCAGCAAGCCUUGAUAGAUCUUUCCUGCAUCAUGACAAUUGAAGUGAAGCCAGAGUACCCUAGACCCUUAGUGAUCGCUGUAAGGCAACCUACCAUGGACGAUUGCAAUGCUCUCCGUCAGUGCCUUGAGGAAAGUCCUUGGUUUGCUUGUAGGAAGCAGUGAUAGAUCUUUCUUGCAUCAUGACAAUUGAGGUGCAGCCAGAGUACCCUAGACCCUUGGUGAUCGCUGUAAGACAACCUACCAUGGACGAUUGUAAUGCUCUCCGUCAGUGCCUUGAGGAAAGUCAGUGGUUUGCCUAUAUGAAGCCUUGAUAGAUCUUUCUUGCAUCAUGACAUUUGAGGUAAAGCCAGAAUACCCUAGACUCUUGGUGAUUGCUGUAAGACAACCUACCAUGGACGAUUGUCUAUCGGACUCUUCAUCGGUGCCUUGACGAAAGUCAUCGCUGUAAAGCAACUCACCAUGGAUGAUUGUAAAACCUUCUGGCAGUGGCUUCUUUGUCAAGCUAUGACUAUGUCUCUCCCGCAUCGUGACAUUAUCCAUGUGCAUCAUAAACUUUUGCUUUUAAACAUUUAAAUGUAUUUUAAUGUUUGCAUACACUCAUUGAGGUGUUUUUUAAGAUUGUAUUUCAACCAGGGCCAUGAUGAAUAACAGCUUUGCUGAUCAUGUUUACCCUGAAUAAAGAUGUAUAAAUAAUUAAAAUAAAUCAAUAAAUUAUGGAUGAAUAGCGUACCCUAAAUCCUUAAUGUUGUUGUUGUUGUUAGAUUAUGUUUUAAGGCAAUUCAUUAAAAACUGACUAUUUAUGCCUAUGCCUAUGAUGGCUGUGAGGCAACAUUUUAUGGACCACUACAACACUCUUCAUCAGUGCCUUAACGUAGCUGUGCAAAAAGCUAAUAUCAAUGAGAACACAAAUCAUUUGCUUUAAAGUUGUGUAAAUAUCAAUUAAACUCUUCAAUUAACAUUUUCCAAGACCCUUCUUAGAACUUCAAAUCCUGGCUUGAAAGCGAAAUAUACAAGUUCUGAAUCAUGACGUCCCACUUGGGACGGGGAGCCGGAGCGCUAGCUCGGAGCGCUAGCUCGGGGCGCUAGUGAGAAGCACACAAAAACAUACGCAUACACAAAUUUAGGUAAUGAAACUUUAAAAUUGCCUAUUUUGCCAUUUAUAUAAAGUAAGAAUGACUUAUGCAUUUAGAUUAUUCCAAAUAUCUUGUUAUUUUUUGUUGUUUGUUAAGAUGUCAACUUAUGAAUGGGGAUUAUGAUGAUGAUUUUCUAUGCAGUUCAAUCACUUCUGUUAUCAAUCCUGAGACUGAAAAUCAUUAUAAUACCGUGCAGUUCCAUUUCCGACAUAGAUCUAAUUGUAAUUGAUAUUUGGAGGUUUGAAUCCUGCAUUGAUUCAUCUAUGAUUUAAUCUGCUUGAAAAUAGAAAUUUGCGAAGAAUGAUCUUAAUUAAACUUUCCCAAAAAUCCAAGUUGUCUGCAACCCUCAAACCGCAUCUCUGUCAUUAAAAGGCAAACGGAGCCCUUCUCCCAACCGUGCCCAGGGCUCAGGUUCAUGCAGAUAUGCUAUGACUUGCCCCUUAGCUGCACUAUCAACACCAUCUUCUUCUUGUCGUAGUCUUCCUCUUUCUUCUAUCUCUCCUACCUCCCCAUCAUACACUAUCAGCAUCACUGUCACUUGCUGUGAAGCUGUUUUCAUCAAUUGGAGGUAGGGAGUGGAUGUGUUUGUGUUCUAAGCUUUCAGUAGGAUAAUGGAGGCUUAAUCACCUCAUCAAUUUGAUGACGCUGUGACGGACCAAUCAAACAGCUGCCUGAUUUUUAUAACUGAUUGGGUAUUGUUAUUUUUAUGCAAGGCUUGCAAUGCCGCAAACAUUUCAAUUUCCGACUCCACUUUUAAUAGUCACUUCGCCAAACAGACUCCACUCUGAUUCCAAACCGACCGAUUCUUGGACAUUCUGGAUAAUGUCAUUUUUUGUUUGGUCUUUUGUCAGUCUG